Molecule: messenger RNA, 2268 nt
Organism: Rotaria sp. Silwood2
Lineage: Eukaryota; Metazoa; Rotifera; Eurotatoria; Philodinida; Philodinidae
Source: the annotation of a GenBank genome assembly
AUGUAUUUUGGAUCUAAAUACGUUUAUAAAUAUGAAAAUUCAUCUGACGAAUCAAUAUCUGAUGAUGAAGCUGAAACCUUCAAAGCUGACAGUUUAUUUUGUGCAGCACCAAGUUCAAAUCGAGAGGAGGCCGCUGAGCUAGAAUUAGCUGUGCCUGGUGCUGCUGCCGUCACUGCUGUAUCUUCGACUGCUCAUAAACGAAAAAAACGUUUGCGAAAAGCUGAUACAAAUGUACUUAGUGUAAGAUUUGAUCGAUUACUUCACCCCGGUGAAAUGCAUGCUGGUGAUCCAGUUUAUUGUACUGAUUGUGGCGCUAUUGCUUCACAUUUGAGUAAAAUUCAAAAUGAAGAAAAUCAAGAAUCAAAAUGGCAAUGCGAAUUUUGUCCGAAGUUAAAUAUAGUUGAUAUUGAACAAACUGAUUUACCGAAAAAAGAAGAUGCCACAUAUUUAAUUGCACCAGCACCUAUUGUACAUGGUUCCGACAUGACUGGUGUUGAUGAUUCAAUUGUUAUUUUUUUAAUUGAUAUUAGUGGUUCAAUGUCAUCAACAACAUUAAUAAAAGGUGCAGUUAACUUACCAAAUGCACUCCGACAACAAGAACGUGCUGCGGCUAAUUUUGAUGGUGUAAAUAUGAUUCGACAACGUAAUCAAACAUAUGUGUCACGCUUACAAGGAGUACAAAUGGCUGUCGAUGCUAAUUUGGAUAAACUUCUUAAAGAUGCACCAACACGACGAGCAGCUUUAUUAACAUUUAAUCAUGAAAUAACUUACUAUGGUGAUGGUACAAGAGAUGAACCAUUAGUUAUCCGAGGUGAUAAAUUAAAUAGUGCUGAUGAGUUAAUACGUGAAGCUGAACGUGAAUUAAAUAAAGAAUUAAAACCUGUUUCACAAACGAAAACAAAUCUUACGGAACGUGUUUAUGAUCUUGAAGAAGGUGGUCAAACAGCGCUCGGUCCUGCCGUUAUGUUUGCACUUAAUAUUGCAUCACAACGAAAAGGAUCAAAGAUUGUUAUUUGCACUGAUGGCUUAGCUAAUCGUGGUUUGGGAAGUUUGGAAAUGGCACAAGAUGAGAAAGUUGAUGAAGCUGUUAAAAUGGACGCACUUUCCGAAGGAAAUCGAUUUUAUUCUGGAUUGACUGAACGUGCAAGAGAAAAAGGUGUUAGCAUUUCGGUUAUUACCAUUGCAGGUACUGCUUGCUUACUUCCUGUUAUUGGACAAAUGGCUGAUGGCACAAGUGGCAAUGUAACAAUUGUUGAUUUAUUAAAUAUACGUGAUGAAUUUGCAUCAAUACUUGAACAAAAAGUAAUUGCAACAAAUGUUGAAGCAACGUUAGUUCUUCAUCGUGGUUUAUAUAUACGUGAUCCUGAUAAUCCAGACGGUAAACUUGAUAAAAUAAAACGCGAUAUCGGCAAUGUAACUAAACAAACUGAAGUAUCAUUUGAAUUUGGUAUCCGACAUAAGCAAGAAUUAAAAGACAAAUAUAACAUCGAUCUCGAUCAAAUAAAACAAUUACCAUUUCAAGUACAAGUCAUUUAUACAGCUGCUGAUGGUAAUAAAGCAUUACGUGUAUUAACACAAUUAAAAGAAACAACAGAAAAUCGAGAAAUAGCUGAAGUAAAUGCUUAUCGUAGUGUUAUAGCUGAUAAUCACAUUCGAAGUACAGCUGCUCAAAUGAUGUUGUCAUUAGAUGAGGAUGAUGACGAACACGAGGAUGAAGUACGUAUAACUUCCAAAUGGUCGAAACCUAUCAUGCAAAAACAACGCAUGGCCUAUAUGGAUAAUCUUAAUAGAAGAAAAGGUGCCGAUAAAUAUAAUGAUGAUGAAUUUAAUGAAAAACGAUGGAAGAAAACAAGUAAUGUACUAAAUGAGCAUGUUGUUUCAUCAAAACCAAAUAAAAGUUCUGUAUCAAAAACUUCAUCGAAAUCAAAUGAAAGUCCGUCUCUAUUCGGUCGAUUAUCACGUAUCAUAUCCGGUACAACCAAUGAAGCAGCUUCGGAAGGUGCAGCUAGUGCAUCUUCAACAGCAAAUCCUCCAAAAAGAAGUUAUGGUUUUGCAACAAAAAAACUUGCUCUUUAUUCUGAUAAGAAGUCGGAAGAUCUUUAUAAAUUUAAGAAUAUAUCAUCAAGUUAUAUGCGAUCAUCAAGUCCAACACAUGAAAACAAUGAAUCAGAUGAUGAAUCAAAUACUGGUUCAUCUACAGUUGAUAAAAAAGAUGAUGAUAAAGAAAAACCAGACUCAUCCAAAAAUCGACGUCAAUCAAAAAAAUAA